Molecule: messenger RNA, 867 nt
Organism: Rhizophagus irregularis DAOM 181602=DAOM 197198
Lineage: Eukaryota; Fungi; Glomeromycota; Glomeromycetes; Glomerales; Glomeraceae
Source: RefSeq, a predicted model, not a curated record
AUGGAGUCUUCAAAUGCAAGUGGCAUACCUCAAGGAAAAUUUGAACCGUCUAGCGAGGACUAUUGCAGCAUUGCAACCGAUAAACAGGCACCAGCCUGUAGUAAUAAAUUUAACGUAUACUGUCAGAGAGAAGAUUGCCAGAUACAUGUUUGGUGUGUCAGUUCGUUGCGGGCCGGGGUUGAAGAACAAAUAUGCACUCGAAAUGAGAUUGGAAAGUAUGAAGAUAUUGGAGAGUUGCCAGGAUUUUGUACUAACAGAAGAGCAAUUAAAGAGUUGCAAACAUCAAUUGGGGAAUUGCGCAGAGUGUGCGUAUUGGGAGAUGCUGAGUGGACGGGAGAAGAAUACCGAACGAAAGCGUGUAAUUUUGUACACGCGAUGUAUAUAUAUGGAAACGAUGUUAGUGAAAGAUCCAUGUUCAUGGUGCCAGAAGCUAGCGGACGAGUUGGAUCGAAAGGACUGGGCCGUAAUUUGUCCAUGGUAGUUGAUACGUUUGUUGAUGAAUCCGUCCGUCGCAAUAUAGCAUCAUCUAUUUGUUGUGAUUUAUCCACCAAUAGCAGUGAUCCAGAAAAGCUUGGCUAUUACUAUGAAUGCGUUGCAGAAUUUGGAUUUAACCAUAUUAUUGUAAUUGGAGAGAUGUUAUACGGGUUGCUCUUUUUAGAUUGCUACGGACGAGUUUUUCAAUGGGAGAAUAUGGAACAGGUAUUAUGGCCAGUAGGGGAUUCAUUAGAAGAUGUGAAGUCACAUGAAGAUCUUGUAGUAUGGACUGUAGAAGAUGGUAUCGUGUAUGAAGAAUCUAUAGAUUCUUUAAAACCAAGAAAAACAAAAGGCACAAAAAACAAUCGCUCAAAGAAGAAGAAGAAAAGAUAA